CUUUCAACCAGGAAGACGUCUCUCGAGCGCCCCUGUAUGACUAAAACGUAGAAGCACAGACCAAGAACGUAAGUGGGCGUGACUUUACGUCUUACGCAAGCCUUGACGUGACACUGAACUCUGGAAUCCUUUAGCUGCAGAGCAGAGCAAUGGCACUGACGCAAGUUUCUUCUAAUAAGUGCUGCAAUGGAUAUCAGAAAGUGUUCGAGCAUGACAGCUCCGAGUUAAAAUGUAAAAUGAAGUUCGCGAUUUACAUCCCUCCCAAGGCUGAGAGCUCCAAAUGUCCAGUGUUAUAUUGGCUUUCAGGUUUGACAUGCACUGAGCAAAACUUUAUCACUAAAGCAGGGAGCCAGCAGGCGGCUUCUGAACAUGGGAUCAUCGUCGUAGCUCCAGACACCAGUCCACGUGGCUGCAACAUUGAAGGAGAGGAGGAAAGCUGGGACUUCGGGACAGGUGCAGGAUUUUACGUCAAUGCCACCCAGGAGCCCUGGAAGACCAACUACCGCAUGUACUCGUAUGUCACCGAGGAGCUCCCACGACUGAUUAAUUCUAACUUCCCUGCUGAUCCAGAGAAAAUGUCCAUUUCCGGUCACUCCAUGGGGGGACAUGGAGCUCUCAUUUGUGCACUUAAGAAUCCUGGGAAAUAUAAGUCAGUGUCAGCGUUUGCGCCCAUCUGUAACCCCAUACAAUGUGCAUGGGGACAGAAAGCUUUUUCUGGCUAUCUUGGACCUGACAAGUCCACCUGGGAGCUGUAUGAUGCUACAGUAUUGGCUGAAUCAUAUUCCGGUCCUGAGCUUGAUAUUCUGAUUGAUCAAGGCCGUGAUGACCAGUUCUUGUCUUCCAGUCAGCUGCUUCCUGACAAUCUGAUCGCUGCCUGUUCUAAGAAGAAAAUUCCUGUAGUUUUCCGCCUUCAGCAGGGUUAUGAUCACAGCUACUAUUUCAUCUUCUCCUUCAUCAACGACCACAUCAAGCACCAUGCCAAAUAUCUGAAUGCCUGAAACUGUGACAUGAUUAUGGCAACCAGCUCUUGUGCCUUCCAGAUCAUUACAAAAACCUAUCUACACACCUGGAAAUGACAUCAGAGCCAUGACUUGACUGGCUCACCAUCCCUUAAAAUUUACAGUGCAACCCUCUGUAUUUUCUUAUGCAUAAUUAACAGGGUGAUGUUUAUGUGUAGAGACAUUUACAUUUCUUUAAAUAAAGGCACUUGGUUGUGGUUUUGUA
Molecule: messenger RNA, 1224 nt
Organism: Megalobrama amblycephala (Wuchang bream)
Lineage: Eukaryota; Metazoa; Chordata; Actinopteri; Cypriniformes; Xenocyprididae
Gene: esd
Product: esterase D/formylglutathione hydrolase
Exons: 9
Coding region: 150-998 (282 amino acids)
Biological process (GO): formaldehyde catabolic process
Cellular component (GO): cytosol
Molecular function (GO): S-formylglutathione hydrolase activity
Source: RefSeq, a predicted model, not a curated record